Molecule: messenger RNA, 522 nt
Organism: Capsicum annuum
Lineage: Eukaryota; Viridiplantae; Streptophyta; Magnoliopsida; Solanales; Solanaceae
Exons: 1
Coding region: 1-522 (173 amino acids)
Molecular function (GO): RNA-DNA hybrid ribonuclease activity; nucleic acid binding
Source: RefSeq, a predicted model, not a curated record
AUGAGCUACAAUGCCCAUAUCAACUGGGGACAUCUGCUCCCCAAAAUGCUCUGGGCUAUUUGGCUAACUAGAAAUGACAACCUCUUCAAUGUCAAGAGAAACUCGGUAGAUUGGCAGUAUGCCUUUAACAUGGCUUUAGAAUUCCACAUGCUUGUACAAGGCAAUGAAAUUAGCAAGCGUAGAACCAAAACCAUCUACCUUAAAUGGGAACCCCCUGACAAGGGAUCCUUCAUGCUAAACUAUGAUGGAGCUGUGAUCUCCAACCUAGGUCGGAGGGGUCUAGGAGGGGUUAUUAAAGACCAUAAGGGGGAUUGUGUAGUGGGCUAUAUAGAUGGCGCGCCUCUUACAACCCCUCUUUACAUUGAAUUCAAAGCCUUGCUUCAAGGGUUGAUGUUUGCCAACUCCCUCACCAUUAAACCCCUCUAUAUAUGCUCUGACUCGCUUGAGCUAGUUAAAGCGAUGGCACAUGGGCACGACCUUUACACUAAUAUCAUUCAUGAGUGCAAGUCCCUUCUGCAGUAG